Molecule: messenger RNA, 3144 nt
Organism: Cyprinodon variegatus (sheepshead minnow)
Lineage: Eukaryota; Metazoa; Chordata; Actinopteri; Cyprinodontiformes; Cyprinodontidae
Gene: spag1
Product: sperm associated antigen 1
Exons: 17
Coding region: 3-2699 (898 amino acids)
Cellular component (GO): mitochondrion; cytosol
Molecular function (GO): heat shock protein binding
Source: RefSeq, a predicted model, not a curated record
CCAUGAAUGCUGACGCAGGUUUCUCUCUUCCAAACACUGACUUCAGUACCAAGGUCCCCGUGGAGCACCUGGACUAUGAUUUCAUUGCAAAAUGCAAAGAUGUAAAAUAUCUGGAAAAGUUAUUACGAAUUUUAAGGUCUGGUGAAGAGGGAAUAUAUCCCCAUCUGAUCAAGUUCUGUGAAAGCCACCUGGAGAAGUUGAGCCCUAAGAGUCGAGCUCUCAGGCAGGGAGUUCCUGUUGCCACAGAGGCCAGCUUCUCUAAAGAUGAGUGGAACCAAAUCAUUGAUGACUUAAGGACAUGGGAGGAGGAGACCAAAAACGCUGAAACGCUGCUUAAACAGGAGUCUGUGUUUGAUGACCUGGACAGAGCAAAAAUACCUCCAGUAAGAAGUUCCAGGUGCUUUGCUCCGGUUAAAGAGAAAUCAUUUCCAAAACAAAGAACAAAUCCUUCAAAACGUGUUCUUCCUCGGGAUUAUCAGGAAUGGGACAAGUUCAAUGUUGAGGAGGAAUGCAACAAGAUAGAUGGGGAUAUGCAGAAAAAUGACCCACCUGCCAUUCUAAACACAGGACAUCCGAACAUCCAGAGAGAAGUGGAUUCCUCAUGUCUGUCACGGCAGGAGAAGCUCCUUCUGGCAAAUCGGGAGAAGGAUAAAGGCAAUGAAGCUUUCAGAGCAAAAGAUUAUGAAGAGGCGGUGGCUUACUACUACAGGAGCCUUUCCAUCAUUCCCACUCUGAGUGCAUAUAACAACAGAGCCCAGGCAGAGAUUAACCUGGAGCACUGGAACGAUGCCAUGAUAGACUGUCAGCAGGUGCUGGAGCUGGAACCAGGGAAUAAAAAAGCCCUUCUGCGGCGUGCUACUGUUUACAAUCAUAUUGGCAACUUUGAAAUGGCCUCUAAAGACCUGAGGAAGGUGCUUCAGGAAGAGCCGAACAAUGCUGCAGCAACUGUAGUUUCCUGUGGGUUUCUCUCUCUCUCUCUCUUCCUUCUAGCCUGUCCGGUUCAACCCAGCCAGCCUGUGGGAGGGGAGGAGAGCUCAGCUGCUCCUGCUGAAAGGGGAGACAUGGGAAACGCUCAAAAAAAGCCCCACAGCAGAGGGGACGGGGGUCCACACAGCGAGUCCAGCAACUCGCACCACGGGCACUGGAAGGGCAAAGGGGCGACCUCUGAGAAGUACAAAGUUCCAGAGGAAUCAAAGGAGAAGGUGGCCAAUGGAUCAAGCAAGAGGGGCUCGACAGCUUCGGCGCAAGGUGAUAAGAAGAGCAGCAGCAGUAAGGCGGCUACAGGUGGGAAAAAGGCAGAGGAAACUGUCAAUCUGGACGCCCCGUGCGGAGCCCUGCCACCACACCUCUCCCGGCUAAAGAACGAAGGAAACCUGCUGUUUAAAAAUGGACAGUUUGCCGACGCAUUAGAGAAAUACUCACAAGCCAUUCAGGGCUACGCCGAUUCAGGUAUCGACAGUCCUCAGGAUCUGUGCAUUCUGUAUUCCAACAGAGCAGCAUGCUACCUGAAAGAUGGCAACAGCCAAGACUGCAUACAGGACUGCACGAGAGCCCUGGAGCUGCAGCCAUUCUCCCUCAAGCCCCUCCUGCGGCGGGCCAUGGCUUAUGAGUCGCUGGAGCGGUACAGAAAGGCCUACGUGGAUUACAAGACCGUCCUGCAGAUAGACAUCAGUGUGCAGGCGGCACACGACAGCAUCAACAGCGGCUCAGAGUGGAGAGAAAAACUUCCAGACAUCCCCCUGGUGCCUCUAUCAGCUCAGCAGCAUCGGAGAGAAGAGCCCCCCAGCGAAGAGGUCCUGCAGGCUCGAGCACAAAAAGCCAGCGAGGAUGCAGAGAGGAGAGCAGAGAUCCGCUUUUCAGCUCUGAAGCAAGAAGGGAACGAAUUUGUGAAGAAGGGCCAGUACCAGGAGGCUCUGGGGAAGUACACAGAAUGCCUUAAACUAAAGCCAAAGGAGUGUGCGAUCUACACCAACAGAGCUCUGUGCUACCUAAAGCUGGAGAGGUUCACGGAGGCCAAGCAGGACUGUGACGCCGCAUUGGGGCUGGAGCGAGACAACAAGAAGGCCUUCUACAGACGAGCCCUGGCUAAUAAAGGCCUCAAGGACUACCUGGCCUGCAGCUCUGAUCUCCAGGAGGUGUUACGGCUGGACCCCAACGUGCAGGAGGCUGAGAAGGAGCUGGAGGAGGUCACGGUUCUGCUCAGACAGAGUCUGGCCAACAGCGUGAACGACAAACCCAGGAAGGCUGUCCCCAUCACAGAGGUAGACGGUGACGAGGAGACGCCCGACGUUCCAAACAGAGAGGACGACCUCAGCAUCAACCUCACACCCGGCAGCUCCUACGAGUUCGGCCAGUCCCUGAACGCAGCACGCUGCAGUGGGAACACGGCCGCCUGCGCAGAGCUGCUGGCGUCCAUAGAACCAGAACUGCUCCCUCGGUAUCUUAGCAACCAGCUGGACGGACAUACGAUCGGCUUCAUCAUGAAGGCACUUGACUCGCAUUUACUGGGAAAAAACCCUAACUUGGUUUACCGGCAUCUGGAGCGCCUGCACACCGCUGACCGGUUCCAGGUCGUUUUCAUGCAGCUGGAGGACCACGAGCGUCGCUCCGUGACUCAGCUCUUUGAGCGUCUCUCAGCUGUGGAGAGCUCAGAGUUCACCCAGGGUGACGUUCACAAUCUGGCCAACAAAUACGUCUGACCCCCCCUUCACCCUCUGCUGCAUCUCCAAUCCUGGCUCUAAGCAUCAUCAGGCUCAGAACAGCCUCCAUGUUUCCACAGAAGCACCAAGGAACUGAUUCUGAGUGAAAGCUGAGGGUGUCUGUUGUUUUUUGCUAUGCAGAUUUUAUGUACCAGCACCGAUUUGACUUUAAUUGUUCAUCUGGAUCGUUUUUACUUUGCAAAUUAUCAAACACGGUCCAAAGUGCAGCGUGGGAUCGGCCGACAGCAGGCCAGCGUUUUCUCCCACUGCUCUGGGAUUACAUAAGAGGAGCUCCUGUUCCCAGAACUGAUUUCUGUUUAUUUGGUCCGGGAAGCUCUUCAGAUCAGUCAUGUAACACGUGUGGCUGUUGUAAAUCAGCCAUGUUUAGAGGUCGUCAGUGCCCAUGCUGCUUAAGGAAACUACGACCUUUUGUCACUGAACUAUU